Molecule: messenger RNA, 950 nt
Organism: Olea europaea var. sylvestris
Lineage: Eukaryota; Viridiplantae; Streptophyta; Magnoliopsida; Lamiales; Oleaceae
Product: probable 1-deoxy-D-xylulose-5-phosphate synthase, chloroplastic
Exons: 3
Coding region: 149-523 (124 amino acids)
Biological process (GO): terpenoid biosynthetic process
Molecular function (GO): 1-deoxy-D-xylulose-5-phosphate synthase activity
Source: RefSeq, a predicted model, not a curated record
UAUGUCAAUCAAAGCAUACAAUUACAGGCAAUAAACUCAAUAUGCUUCUCUGGGAUGAUGCGGGAGGUUUACCCAAACCCUAUCCUUUAUUGGUAAAGGGAAAAUACUUAUCGAGGGUAAAGAUAUUGCUUUGCUGGGGUAUGGUUCCAUGGUACAAAAUUGUCUUAGAGCUCAUUCCCUUCUUUCCAAGCUUGGUGUCGAUGUUACUGUUGCUGAUGCAAGAUUUUGCAAGCCACUUGAUAUAAACCUUGUGAGGAUGUUAUGCAAGAAUCACGCCUUCUUGAUUACAGUAGAGGAAGGUUCAAUUGGAGGAUUUGGAGCACAUGUUGCUCAAUUCAUUUCACUUGAUGGGCAACUUGAUGCUGGAAUCAAGUGGCGCCCAAUCACUUUGCCCGACAACUACAUUGAGGGUGCAGUACCUAAGGAUCAACUUGCUCUUGCAGGGUUGAGUGGGAAUCAUAUUGCUGCUACAGCAUUGAGUUUGCUUGGGCGCACUCGUGAUGCUCUUCUCAUAAUGUGCUAGAAUUCAAUUCCCUGAAUGGAAUGCCGGAAAGAGUGAAACCAGAUUGUAGAAGAUAGCAUGGGCUAUACAUCAUUCUUCAUUGCGAAAAGAUAGAACAGACUUGUAAUUUUCAAGUACUCUCAGCUUCUCAGAUAGUUUCCUCAAGGUCUAAGCUUCUUAAAAUGUGUCAUCAAGGUCGUAGCCAAGUUGAUGAUAGAGAGUUAACAUGGUGGUGAGAUUUUCUGGACUCUUGUUGAAAGUAUAUGCUUCUUUUCUCGUGGAACAUUCAAUCAGGUUGGAACUAGUAUUAAUCAACUUGGAGUUUGCAAUUUUUACAGAACUUUUGACAGUAUGAAAAUGGUGGCUCAGUGAGCCAUAUCCUUAAAUUUGUCUAUUCAAUGUAAUUCAUUGACUUAAUAUAAACAUUUUAAGUUGUCAUAUUUGACUA